Seminavis robusta is the source of this 1392-nucleotide messenger RNA. The record is from the annotation of a GenBank genome assembly. NCBI's taxonomy places the organism in Eukaryota, Bacillariophyta, Bacillariophyceae, Naviculales, Naviculaceae.
AUGAUACCGAAAUGGUUGUUUCUAGUGCUGUCUGUUGUGAUAGCACUGUCAACUAGAGUCGCUGGUGCCCAGGAUAAACGAAGUCCAGAAGAUUUGUUUCACGAAACGGCUGAAAAAUGGCAAGGCAGGUAUUACCAACAUUGGGACGAGUUUGCAGCGACGAUAUUGGAACGCUUUAAGAAGGAAGAGCCCGUGGUGACUGAUAGCAGCGCCAAUGGAGGAUCAAAAACUCUACCCCCUCGACUGGAUCUGAUAGGAGCGUUGGAAGAGUCAAUUUUGAUUAUAGAACGGAACACACUUCACGAGGGAGCCAACAAAAAGCGCGAUAAUGCCCUCUCCAAGCUAUACCAUGCCUAUGGGUAUACACUCUUGCAAUUAACAGCCAUCGAAUGCCAGUUAUUGGCUCUGGACCCACAUACCCUUUUGAUUGGAGCAGAAACCAUCAAGAACGCUGCCUCGCCACCCACUCCGUCGACUCAUAUAUGUACCGAAAACGCCGAGAAUACUCUCCGAAAUGCUGUAACCUUGGAUGCUACCAAUGCCGAGGCACAAGCUCUCCUUGAUACGAUUCUGGAAGAAGAGGAUGGAGUCCAUACACGAAAGCCCUUGGAAUUCAUGGCGGCACUCUUUGAUGGCUUUGCGGAUACCUUUGAUGAAAAAUUGCUCAAAGGGUUAAACUACCAGGUGCCCAAAUUGGUAGGCGACGUUGUCAAUAAAUUUGCCAAGAAAAAUGGGCGCAAAACGUAUCGCCAUGCCCUAGAUGCUGGCAGUGGAACUGGACUAGCUGGCAGGUAUCUAAGGCCACUAGUUUCGGGACUUUUGAUUGGAGUGGACGCCAGUCAGAAAAUGUUGGAUAUUGCUGCCGAUUGCACUCUCACCGCAGGGUGUGGACUGCCCCCCGAUCCAGAAAACAACAAAGACGACAAUAAGGGCCCACCUCUCUAUGAUGGCCUUCUAGCCAUGGACCUGGAAGCAAUGACAGUUGCCAGCACUCUGCUGCCUUUUGCUUUGAAAGCAAACCCGCAGGAAACUGCCAAGUCAACUGGGAGUGGUUUUGACUUGGUUGUGGCUGCAGACGUACUAGUGUAUUUUGGAAGCUUGGACACCGUGAUUCGGACCUUCCGACAGGUAUCUGUUCCUGGUGCUUUACUGGUAUUUUCGUGCGAACGAACAACGUCCGAGGAAGCGCCAUUGGGAUAUCGGCUGCUGCCAUCUGGCCGAUUUGCGCACACGCGAGAGCACGUGGAGAAGGCUGCGUCGAAGGUUGGAUAUGUGUUACGGUCUUAUGAAGAGAUUGUGCCCCGCCAGGAGAAGGGAGAGGAUGUCUUGGGCCACUUGUUUGCCUUUGAGCUUGAACGACAACAAGAUGGAUCUGGGCGAGACGAACUCUGA